Molecule: messenger RNA, 2129 nt
Organism: Gymnodraco acuticeps
Lineage: Eukaryota; Metazoa; Chordata; Actinopteri; Perciformes; Bathydraconidae
Gene: hoxb1b
Product: homeobox B1b
Biological process (GO): regulation of transcription by RNA polymerase II
Cellular component (GO): nucleus
Molecular function (GO): RNA polymerase II cis-regulatory region sequence-specific DNA binding; DNA-binding transcription factor activity, RNA polymerase II-specific
Source: RefSeq, a predicted model, not a curated record
UUUUUUGGAAGAUAUUACAUUAUAGUCUCUUGGUGUCUUUAGAGAGACGCCAGAAAAAAAUGCUGUAUGGUUCUUAAAUGUGUCUUUUGUUCUUUUAUGGGCAAAGUGGGCCACACAGGCUGUCAAUCUGUAAAAAGAGCGCAUGAUGGAUCACUGAAUUCACUGCACUGCCUUUGAGUCAGAGCCUGUCUGCAGGAUUCCUGUUGACGAGAGGCCGGAGAAAUGUAUGGUGCCAAAACGCCUUUUGACCAUGUUUAGAAAAAAAUCCCAGCGAGUUUUUAAGGUCGAAAUGUCCUUUCCAAAAUUAAAAGAAAAUAAGCUUAAUUUGUACCCAACAGAAUCCAAAAUGUGUUGAAACAGCAUAUUAGCCAUAAAAUACAAAUGUUAAAGAUAUUUAUUUGAAAAAUUCACACUUAGAAUUUAAAUUUCGUAUUAUUACUUGUGUACGGCUUUAGUGGCAUUUAGUUUUGGUUAAAUCAACAGUCUAUUUACAUUUUUUGCAUUUUCAAGUUAAUUAUAAUGCACAAUGCUCUAUUUUGUUGUCUUUGGAGGCCAUUGGAAGACUUAUCCAUAUUAUAAUAACUGUCAUUUGGAGCUUCUGUAAUACUUAGUCUGAAAAUGUGUCCUGAUGUUUGUGUUCUUAUCAGAUGGAUGAGCGAGUUUGAUUGAAGCAUUUGUCAUGUAAAUGCAAGCCGUUUGAUGGACGAGCCUGCAGACUUGACAGAGUGAUGUAGGUCCUUCGCCAUUGGCGUUUCGCGGGUCACAUGGUGUGUCAGGAAGGUGAUAUGAGGGUGGAAGGCACUUUUACAGCUUUGACAUACUACCUAGAAGGUUAGGGCAAAGGGAGCAGCGAUUAAUGACUGCUCAGUCUUGAUCGGUUGUGAACAAACAAAAGGCCAAAGCAGAGUCCAGGAUGAACUCCUACUUAGACUACCCCGUGUGUAACAGGGGGGCGAAUAUUUUCAGUGCCAAGGCCGGAUACCACAAUUUAAACCAUGGAUACAUGUCGUCCAACUCGUGUGCAACAAGUGAUAGUUACGCACCGGACGGCCGGUUAGUUCCUGCUCCUUCUGCGCCACACCAGCCCCCGAGCCUCCCUCUGCACCACCAGGCAGCACACGUCAACCUGGAUCUGCAGUUUGCAACCCCGUCGGGGAACACUAUGUAUGGGUCACCUCUGGAGUACGGACAUCACCAGUACGGCCUGGCGCCCGAGCAGGACCGGAGCUUCAUCCACUCGCAGGUUUCCCCCCUCGGAACAAACAUGGCUCCUUACACCGGGGACAGUUGUGGGCCUGGGGUUGUAACAGGCGGCCAGUAUCUACAUUUUGGAAACGGGGAUCAGAGGCAGCCAGAGUAUCCAGAGAGUGUUUACACAAGGUUACCCGAGCCAAGCAGGGAGAAGGAUUUGGAGCAUGUAGAGGAGGCUUCUAAAACAUUCGACUGGAUGAAAGUGAAGAGGAAUCCACCUAAAACAGCUGUCAUGUCGGAGUUCGGGGUUCCCGGCCAGCUCAACGUGAUCCGCACCAACUUCACCACCAAGCAGCUGACCGAGCUGGAGAAAGAGUUCCACUUCAACAAAUACCUGACUCGGCCACGGAGGGUGGAGGUCGCCGCCAGUCUGGAGCUCACCGAGACGCAGGUGAAAAUCUGGUUUCAGAACCGCAGGAUGAAGCAGAAAAAACGCGAGAAGCUGGGCUGCGUUUUGGUCAGCAGAGCAGCACCUGUAGAGACACUUUCGGGCAGUGAAACCUCUCCAAAGGGGAAAGGGAAAGACAGUAAACCAUGAUGUGACUUUAAAAAAAACUAUAUGACUGUAAAGGCCUGAGGAGUUUUCCACUUCUCUCCCUCAGUCGCACCAUUCCAGAAAAACUGUGAAAAGGGCAUGUGGACUUUGUGAGGUUACAGGGUAUGUGUCUAGUGCAAUGAUUAAUGCUGAAUUGGAUUCUGAGAAACAUUUAAAAAUAUUUGUUCAUCCGCUUUUGUACUUGUAGCCUUCUUAUCAUAAGCCCAUGCUGUUUUGUGUUGAAGCACUGAACUACUCAGUGUCAUUGUUUGCACUAUUUAUUUACAGGGUAUUUUUCCAACAACUGUUUUAGCUUAAUAAAGUUUAUGAAAUGAAAAAAAAA